This is a messenger RNA of Spinacia oleracea (spinach), 1277 nucleotides long. RefSeq lists its product as uncharacterized. Lineage: Eukaryota; Viridiplantae; Streptophyta; Magnoliopsida; Caryophyllales; Amaranthaceae. The record is from RefSeq and is a predicted model, not a curated record. The transcript is spliced from 2 exons. The coding region runs from base 45 to 1100 and encodes 351 amino acids.
ACCAAAACCAAAACCAACGUCUUCAAAGAUCAAUUUUCUACAGAAUGCAAACCAAAAACAGGAAGCAGCCUAGUUCAAAGCUUAAAUCCUUUUACCUUUCAUGUCGAAACCAUUUACGAUGUUCAAACUCAUCAUCAACAUCUACUAAGGUAGUUGUAACACCAAUUCCAAUCUCGAAAAAAGUAACCCUAGCUUCUCAUCAUCAUAAAAGGAGAUCAUCACCCGCGAAUUAUCCCUCUUCUCUUAGAGAUGAUCAUAGGAAUGAAUUGGUUGAAAUGCAAUGGAAACGAGUGCACAAAUUGGAAAGAGAGUUAGUAGACGUUGAGGAGUGGCUUUGUACUGAAUUAGCGCGAUUAAAGAGAUACUUAAGGACUAAUAACAACACCAAUUAUGAACCACAUUGUAUUACUAAAUUUGUUGGUGAUCAAAGGGGUGUUAAGUUUGGAAGAUUAGACGGCGAUGGAGGUUAUCUUUACUCGUUCAAUGGUAACAAGGUUCUUCAUGGGACUUGCAAGGAUUUGGUUAUCCAAUUUUCUUCUCCGUCACUAGUCCCACAAGAGAUUGGAUCCAAUGUUUCAGAGGUAUUGAAUCAAAUGGCUGCAAUGGGAAAAGAAAAUCUAGUCAGUUGGUUGCUUAAGUCGAUGCCAAUGACCGACAUUUCAAUAAAAAACACACAUAAAUUGACAAUAAAUCCAUGUAAUACUCCAAAUGAUUUAUUGGAAGCUAUUCUCCUAGAUGCACUUAAGAAGGUAAGGAACCUUGUAAUUGAAGGGCUCCAUAUUCAAAAGGGUGAUAAAGAAGUUGUAAAACAACGACAACAAAUUGCUCGAAGAAGAAGCAAAAAUGGUGAAAGAAAGCUUGAUGAUCAGGCUAAGGGUGACGCGGUUCUUAUUAUGGCAAUGCUUAUACAGCCGAGAGAUCCUCAGAAAGGGUAUGAACCAGUUAAUGAGAUGAUGAUUGGUUUCGUCGAGGCAGCGAAAAAUGCACAAGAUGAUGAACAAAGUGGGUUUGUUAUUAAGGGAGUUCAUGUUGCUGGAUUAGUAGCUAGGAAAAGAAAUGGCCAGGCUAUUCACAAUUGUUUGUGGUAUUUGUCUGCCUAAUUAAGCUUAUUUUACUUGAGACUUGUAAUGGAAAUGAAUUUCACGAUUUUAAUGUCUAAUUAUACAACAAAAUCCAGGGAUGAUUCUGAAGGGAUAUGGUGUAAUUUUCUGUAAUCUAAUAUGCAAUGCACGUUAUGUACAAUGCACGUCUUAGACCACGUAACAUUGGUGGGCGCA